AUGAAAAUAAUAAAUUGGAUUGGACCUAGUCGAUUCGUGAUGAUGAUUCACGAAAACAUUGUUACAUUUUGUUAUGUUAUCGCUCUUCUAUUAUUUAUAAGUAUUUCAUUAGAAAAAGGAAGGGAUAUUCAACUGAUGAAUCAUAGAUUUGUUAUUUGGAGUAAUGAUUUUCAUAUAAGUCCAAUAAAAGAUAUUAAAUAUCAACUUCGAACAUUUAAUAUUGAAUUUCUAGACAAAAGUUUAUCAGGUGCUUGUAAAUCUACUAAUUCAUGUGCAAAAGAUUUGAAAAUAUUAAAUCGACAAAAUGGACUAUCUCCUAAUCUUACUGAACGAAAACAAUUUUAUGAAGUUUAUAAAAAUGAUUCAGAAAUGAAUAGAGUUGAUAUAUUUAUGUGUUUUCAUCCGGCAGGAAUGUGUGAAUUAUUUAUGCCAUUUAAUCGAACAAUAAUUGUUAUUGCUUCAACUCGAUAUGAAUUAGGAAGACAUGAAAAACAACAAUGGACAACUUUAAAUAAUAAUCUUAAAAUUAUUGCUUCCAAUCCUCGAAAUAUCAUAGCUGGAAAUAAUUUAUAUGAUGCUGAAUAUAUUCGAUAUUUUACUGGAAUAAAAACAAUUGUUUUACCAUCAAUAUGUGAUUAUACAAAUGUGACAUAUUCCAGAGUAGAAGAGAAACCUUUUCUUAUUGCACCUAUACAUAAUAAAAUCUUUCAAGCUUCAUUUAAAUCAAAUUUAAUAAAAUCGUCCAAACGUUUGAAUUUAUCAAUAGAAGUAAAACAUUUACGAGAUGUAUAUAAAAAUUAUUCAUAUGAACAACUUAGUGAACAUCCUGGAAUAAUUUAUGUUCCAUAUCAAGUAUCUUUAAUGAGUUUAUUUGAACAAUAUAGAAUGAAUAUUCCAUUUUUUUUCCCAUCAAUUGAUCUUUUAACUGAAUGGCAUAUCAAAUAUCGUGUUAUUGAUGAACGAACUUGGGAUGGAGUAUUUCGACAACAUAAAAAUUCUUCAAUUAUAUCAGGUGUUUUAAAUUCUUAUAUUCCUGAUCCAAACAAUGAAUUUGAUCGAAAUGCAAUUCGAUAUUGGUUACAAUUUUCGGAUUUUUAUCAAUGGCCACAUAUUAUUUAUUACAAUUCUAUUGAUGAUCUUUCUAAAAAAUUAAUUAAUACUAAUCUAAAUCAAGUCAGUCAAAAUAUGAAAACAUACAAUAAACAUUUAAGAAAAACUGUAUUAAAACAAUGGCGUAAUAUACUUCAGAGAAUUAUAUAA
Molecule: messenger RNA, 1260 nt
Organism: Adineta steineri
Lineage: Eukaryota; Metazoa; Rotifera; Eurotatoria; Adinetida; Adinetidae
Source: the annotation of a GenBank genome assembly